UGCAUCUUGCUCACUAUUCAAAACAGACCCAGCGCAUUCUCACCGCUAAAUUACCACAAUUGCCAUCCCUAAUCCACCUUUCUAUGUCCGCCCUUCAAUGUAAGCCAUCACAGCUCCUUCAGCUUGCCAAGGCUACGAUCAUUCAGCCUAUGCUCCCCCACUUCCACAAGGGCCAGGCGGGUCGGAUUUUGAUUAUUGGUGGGUCAGAGGACUACACGGGUGCCCCUUUCUUCCUGGGUCACGCGCUGAUGCAAAUGGGCUGUGAUUUAACCCACGUGGUAUGCGAUGCCGUGGCUGGUAGUACCCUAAAGACCUACUCCCCCGACUUAAUGAUUCAUCCGUAUUUAGUGAGUAGCGCAAGUGAAAGGGUAAAGGGCUUCAAAGGAGUACCAAAAACAGAUUCGGAGGCGGAUUUGGUGGUCUUUUUGGACGACUCCCCGUCAGACGUGAAAGCAUUCAUCGACUCGCACGUCACUCUGAGGAUCAACUCCGUGGUGAGCCGAUCGAUUAACGUUACCGUGGUGGGCCCCGGCUUGGGAAGGGAUCCGUUGGUUCUAUACACGGCUCAGAAGACUCUCGCGCUGAUUUUACUCUCCGGUAAUCCUGUUAUCAUAGAUGCGGAUGGGUUGUACUUGGUGUCACUCAAACCAUCAAUCCUUACGGAUGCCCUCAAUUCUGAGCAGAGCAAUUCCCAGGUGGUGUUGACUCCAAAUAUCAUGGAGUUCCAAAGACUAUGCAAGGCGGUAAAUGUUUCCGUUGAUCUGGAAAAACUCAGCUCUAAAGACCCAGAGGCGCGUGAUACCUACACCACGGAGUUGGCCACCCUUGCCUCUAAUCGGCUUCACAAUGUUUCUCUUUUGGUCAAGGGUUACCACGAUAUAGUUGUUAAUGGAAAGACUUCUAUGGUAUUGGACCACUCUAAGAGUGUCAUUCCUUCUUUGAGAAGAUGUGGGGGACAAGGCGAUACGUUGACGGGGAUUUUGGCAACCGCCAUGGCGUGGGCUGCCAACUAUCAAAAGGGUCGCCUAUGGGACAUUUAUGAGCAUAGCCAUGUCGUUGAGGGAUUAAUCGGAAGGAAGAAACUAACCAAGGACGAAGGGAUUAUUCUUAGUUGCUAUUUAGCAACUUUGAUUUUGCGGAAAAGCUCGUCCCAAGCCUAUGCCGAAAAGAAGAGAAGUAUGCUUGCAAGUGACGUGGGAAAAUUCAUCGGGUCGAGUUAUGAAGAUUUGGUGGGGGAAUAAGAAACAGAACAAGAACUAGCUCAUUAUUGGGCUACGUAAAUUUUACGACUUUCCAGUUUAUUUGAAUGCGCAUAGGCGGGGCCUGAGCUUAUUACACAAUUAACGAUACAAGUUUGAAUUCAGCUUUAUGAAUUUGAACUUUGAGGUAUUUGAGGUUUGAACAGGGAGAAGGUUGAAAUCUUUAAAGCUGCCAACAUAAAAUAUUAAGCGUACAUUAAAUCUUGGCGGGUGCCAAGUAGAAAUAUCAACGUUCAUGAUUAAUUGAACCCAUAACGGAGAAUUAGUGUUUUGUUUGUCAUAGCACGUAGAUAUGAAAUUGAAAUUACAUAGGUAAUAAAGG
Messenger RNA from Babjeviella inositovora NRRL Y-12698, 1581 nucleotides. RefSeq names its product NADHX dehydratase. The coding region runs from base 84 to 1241 and encodes 385 amino acids. NCBI's taxonomy places the organism in Eukaryota, Fungi, Ascomycota, Pichiomycetes, Serinales. Gene Ontology annotation, biological process: metabolite repair. The transcript has a single exon. Gene Ontology annotation, molecular function: ATP-dependent NAD(P)H-hydrate dehydratase activity. The record is from RefSeq and is a predicted model, not a curated record.